AUGGAGUCCAUCAAAGAUUUGGCCUCCCAUCCCCAAUCGAGCAGUCAAGUGGAAGUCUCCAAUCGUCAAAUCAAGCUCAUCCUUGAAAAGACGGUUGCGAGAAAUCAAAAGGAUUGGUUGGAAAAGUUGGUUGAUGCUAUUUGGGCCUAUAGGAAGGCUUUCAAGACCCCCAUAGGUACCACUCCAUACCUCCUAGUCUAUAGCAAGUCAUGCCAUCUCCCGAUUGAAAUUGAACAUUGUGCUUUGUGGGCAAUCAAGAAGAUAAAUUUUGACUUGGCAAGUGCGGGGGAGAAAAGGUGGUUAGAUCUUCAUGAGCUAGAGGAGCUUCGGCUUGAUGCUUAUGAUUGUGCUAGUGUGUACAAGGCUCGUUCCAAGGAAACACAUGACAAGCUUAUUGAGAAGCAAGAUUUUUGUGUUGGUGAUAAAGUUCUUCUCUACAAUUCAAAAAUGAAGUUGUUUCUAGGAAAGCUCAUGUCAAGAUACAUCAGUCCUUAUUUGGUCAAGAAUGUUUUUCCAAGUGGUGUUGUAGAGGUCUCAAUGAUGGAUUCUUCUUCUGCGUUUAAGGUCAAUGUCCAUCGUCUCAAGAAGUAUUUCGACGGUUCUUUUGUUGGCCUUGUUCACUCAUUGCUUCUCCGACAACCACCUUAA
This is a messenger RNA of Chenopodium quinoa (quinoa), 648 nucleotides long. RefSeq lists its product as uncharacterized. Lineage: Eukaryota; Viridiplantae; Streptophyta; Magnoliopsida; Caryophyllales; Amaranthaceae. The record is from RefSeq and is a predicted model, not a curated record. Bases 1 to 648 code for a protein of 215 amino acids. Gene Ontology annotation, molecular function: nucleic acid binding. The transcript has a single exon.